This is a messenger RNA of Cryptococcus wingfieldii CBS 7118, 1575 nucleotides long. RefSeq lists its product as hypothetical. NCBI's taxonomy places the organism in Eukaryota, Fungi, Basidiomycota, Tremellomycetes, Tremellales, Cryptococcaceae. The coding region runs from base 1 to 1575 and encodes 524 amino acids. The transcript has 10 exons. The record is from RefSeq and is a predicted model, not a curated record.
AUGCAUCAGCAGCGCAGGCCCCAUGGCGAGUCUUCCACGUCAUACAGGGCUCUACUAACACUUCUACAGCAUACAUCAGCGCUGGGCCUCCUCCUGGCCUGCACUCCCGCCCUCGCCACCCCUCUCAAUCGUCCUCCGCAACAGGCUCCAUGGCUAGCGUCCCCGCCCGCAGCACUACCGUCUCAUCCUUGGACGUCCCAAAGUAAUGCCGAUCAUGACCCUACGAGGCUACUAGAGAAGUAUGCUCCCAUACUAAAGCUCUCCAAGGACGAAAAGUACUUUCCCAGUACUGUGGACUACAUGCUGCCUCAUUACGAAUAUAUUGAGAACAUAUCGGGUGACUCAUACCCAGCUAACCACACCAUCUUGACUCCAUCUGAGCUUGAUACACUACCAUUUUCUGGCUCGCAGUUGUUCUUGUCGAUUUCUGAGCCACACAACCCGCAACCGGCUUUGCUCAAUGCCGAGUCGCAUUACCUGUACGGACCCGCAGGACAGAAAGGCGGGAUAGAUUUCAGUAGUGAGGGUGGAAGGGGAAGAGUGAACGAGCCUGUCUAUGGUUUCUGGGUAGAUCAAGGAAGAGGGAUAGUGGACUUGUGGUAUUGGACGUUCUAUCCUUUCAACUUUGGCAAGCCAGCUGGUAGAUUCGGUGUGCUGGGUAAUCAUGUCGCUGACUGGGAACACUUUCGGAUGCGUACAGUCAACGGCACCCCCAUAUCAGCAGACUUUAGCACCCACGAAGGCGGCUAUCUCAGUGCUGGAACUCUCCGAUGGGAGGAUGUAGAGAAAGUCGGAGAGAGACCUGUGGCGUAUGUGGCUAUGGGCAGCCAUGGAAUAUGGCCCGACCCGGGGGAACAUAUCGGCAAUAUACUCAAGAUCAUAGACAGUACAGACGAUUUCGGUCCCAUCUGGGAUACCAAAUCCCACGUCUUUCCCGUCCAGUACUGGACCAACUCUUCCGACCGUCAAAAGCUUCAGCAUGAGGGCGAAGAUAGCUGGCGAAAUUUCGAGGGGUACUGGGGGAACAAGGGCGAUACGGAUUGCUGGUGGCAUGGAAUAGUGGGGAUCUGUCAAGUUGUUGAUGCGCCUCCCGGGCCAAACAGGUACUUUGGAGGUCCACCAGAAUGUCUUCUGGCUCCCAUAUCAUCAUCACCCGCCUCUACCAUUUCAUUCUACCUCUCUUCUCCCGCCAUCGAUUGGGCUACCAACAACAGCAUUGCGAUGGUUCAGGUCGAGCAGAUAUGCGAGCGGCCAAAGAAAGACCGUGGAGGCGAAGAUGUGCAAAACAUGGAGUCGGACACUGAUUACGCUAAUGAUGACGAUGUUGAGGUGUACGGAGUGAAGGGAUUGACGAACUUUGUUGGUGACGAGAAGCAUUCGAUCGAGCUCCCUGCAUGUAAAGGUCUUCAGAGCGGCGUGAGAGGCUAUCGAGUCUCUCUUUGCCUCCUCAACGGUCGCUGUCUCAGCACUUCGAGAGAGCGCAAGAUAUGCGCAUACGAAGAAGGAAAGAGGGGACACAAGGCUGGGAGUGCGGUGGUGUUGGACGACGUUGACGAUUGGCUGUGGAACUUUUGA